Lathyrus sativus (Indian pea) is the source of this 2976-nucleotide messenger RNA. Lineage: Eukaryota; Viridiplantae; Streptophyta; Magnoliopsida; Fabales; Fabaceae. The record is from the annotation of a GenBank genome assembly.
AUGGCGUCGUCAACUGUGAUUGCAACGACGGGAUGGUAUAAAGGAAGAGUGAAAGCUGUUCCUUCGGGUGAUUGUUUGGUUGUUGUGGCAGUUUCUACUCCAAAGCCUGGUCAAACAUUGCCUGAAAGGACCAUCACUUUAUCGUCGUUGAUUGCUCCUAGAUUGGCUCGUAGAGGUGGUGUAGAUGAGCCAUUUGCGUGGGAAAGUAGAGAGUUUUUGAGGAAGCUCUGCAUAGGGAAGGAGGUGGCCUUUAGGGUUGAUUACAAUGUACCGUCGAUAAAUCGGGACUUUGGCACGGUUUUUCUUGGGAAUCAGAAUGUUGCAUUGCUGGUUGUUUCUGGAGGAUGGGCAAAGAUAAAAGAGCAGGGACAGCAGAGGGGAGAAGUUAGUCCCUACCUUGCAGAAUUGUUAAGAUUGGAAGAACAAGCCAAACAGGAAGGCCUCGGUCGAUGGAGCAAGACUCCUGGCGCUGCUGAGGCGUCUAUCAGAAAACUACCACCAUCAGCCAUCGGCGACCCUAGCAACUUGGAUGCAAUGGGUUUAUUAUCUGCAAACAAGGGAAGGCCCAUGGAAGGAAUUGUUGAGCAGGUUCGUGAUGGCAGUACCAUUCGCGCCUACCUGCUGCCAGAGUUUCAGUUUGUCCAAGUUUUCGUUGCCGGAAUUCAGGCCCCACAAAUGGGAAAGAGAGUUGCACCUGAAAGUAUUGUUGAACCUGAAGUGAAGGCUGGUGAGACUAAUGGAGGUGUUAGCGGAGAACCUCGAGCCUCACUCACAGUUGCCCAAAGACUUGCAGUUUCAACAUCUGCUGAAACAGUUGCUGAUCCUUUUGCUCUUGAAGCUAAGUUCUUCACUGAGAUGAGAGUACUGAAUCGAGAUGUUCGGAUUGUCCUGGAAGGUGUUGAUAAGUUCAGCAACUUGAUUGGGUCAGUGUAUUAUCCUGAUAGUGAAUCGGCAAAAGACCUGGCACUGGAGCUUGUGGAAAAUGGUUUUGCCAAAUAUGUUGAAUGGAGUGCAAAUAUGAUGGAAGAAGAGGCAAAGCGGAGGCUGAAAACCGCAGAGCUUCAGGCAAAGAAGAACAGGUUAAAGCUGUGGACAAACUAUGUACCACCACCUACAAAUUCAAAGGCAAUUCAUGGCCAGAAUUUUAGGGGAAAGGUAGUUGAGGUUGUUAGUGGAGAUUGCAUCAUUGUUGCUGAUGAUUCUAUUCCAUACGGAAGUCCACUAGCAGAGCGGAGAGUCAACCUUUCGAGUAUUAGGUGUCCAAAAAUAGGCAAUCCUCGUAGAGAUGAAAAACCAGCUCCUUAUGCCCGUGAAGCAAAGGAGUUCUUGAGAACACGCCUCAUUGGUCGUCAAGUGAAUGUUCAAAUGGAGUAUUCUAGAAAGGUUGGUACAGCAGAUGGAUCUGCAGUUCCAGCAGGAGCUCCUGAAGCUAGAACAAUGGAUUUCGGAUCAGUGUUCCUGCUGUCCGCCAGCAAAGCUGAAGGUGACAAUGCCCCAUCAGCUGUUGCAUCUACUGGAAGUCAGCAAAUUGGGGUGAAUGUUGCUGAGUUGGUAGUUGGGCGUGGAUUUGGAAGUGUUGUUAGACAUCGUGACUUUGAAGAGAGAUCAAACUUCUAUGAUACUCUUCUUGCUGCUGAGUCACGUGCUAUUUCUGGAAGGAAAGGGAUCCAUUCUGCCAAGGAUUCUCCAGUCAUGCAUAUAACUGACUUGACCACUACAUCAGCAAAGAAAGCCAAGGAUUUCCUGCCGUUUCUUCACCGAAGUAGAAAAGUCCCUGCAGUUGUGGAAUAUGUCCUCAGUGGCCAUCGUUUUAAAUUGUUAAUUCCAAAAGAAACUUGCAGCAUUGCUUUCUCAUUGUCCGGUGUCAGAUGUCCUGGUCGUGAUGAACCAUAUUCUGGUGAAGCAAUUGCACUAAUGAGGCGAAAGAUAAUACAGAGAGACGUUGAGAUUGAGGUGGAAACUGUUGAUAGAAAUGGAAAUUUCUUGGGUUCCUUAUGGGAGUCUAAGACCAAUGUGGCAGUUACUCUACUUGAAGCUGGUCUUGCAAAACUUCAAACCUCCUUUGGCAGUGACAGAAUUCCUGAUUUUCACCUUCUGGAGCAAGCUGAACAAUCUGCCAAGAGGGAAAAGCUGAGAAUAUGGGAAAAUUAUGUUGAAGGGGAGGAAGUAUCUAAUGGCACAACUGUUGAAAAAAAACAGCAAGAAGUGCUUAAGGUAGUGGUUACAGAAGUCUUGGGUGGUGGUAAAUUCUAUGUUCAGCCCGUUGGGGAUUCAAAUAUAGCAUCCCUUCAGAAACAACUUGCUAACUUGGACCUUAAAGAAACUCCACUGCUCGGAACUUUCAAUCCAAAGAAGGGAGACACAGUCCUUUGUCUUUUUGGUGCAGAUAAAGCUUGGUACCGGGCAAUGAUUGUCAAUGGACCUAAAGGACCAGUUGAAUCUCCUAACGACAUAUUUGAAGUAUUCUACAUUGAUUAUGGAAAUCAAGAAGAAGUACCAUACAGUCAACUACGGCCUAUUGAUCCAUCAAUAUCCCAUUCUGCUGGUCUCGCACAAUUGUGCACCCUUGCAUACGUGAAGGUUCCAAAUUUGGAAGAUGAUUUUGGUCAAGAAGCAGCUGAAUAUUUUAGCGAACUCACUUUAAGCAGUGGAAAAGUGUUUAAAGCAAAGGUUGAGGAGAAAGAUACAUCAAGUGGGAAAAUAAAAGGGCAGGGAACCGGAACAGUUUUUGCUGUAACUCUUGUUGAUGAGGAAUCUAAGAUCAGCGUUAAUGCAACCUUGUUGCAGGAAGGACUUGCUAGACUAGAAAAAAGAAACAGGAGGGACAGAAAAGAAAGACAACUUGCACUCGAGAAUUUGGAGACGUUCCAGCGAGAAGCCCAGACCAAGAGGCGCGGGAUGUGGCAAUAUGGAGAUAUCCAGUCAGAUGAUGAAGACAAUGCUCCUCCUGCAAGAAAGCCUGGUGGCAGGAAGUGA